This is a messenger RNA of Vicugna pacos (alpaca), 8235 nucleotides long. It is a transcript of the gene PROX1, whose product is annotated as prospero homeobox 1. Gene Ontology annotation, molecular function: DNA-binding transcription factor activity, RNA polymerase II-specific; RNA polymerase II cis-regulatory region sequence-specific DNA binding. Gene Ontology annotation, cellular component: nucleus. Gene Ontology annotation, biological process: regulation of transcription by RNA polymerase II. Lineage: Eukaryota; Metazoa; Chordata; Mammalia; Artiodactyla; Camelidae. The record is from RefSeq and is a predicted model, not a curated record.
CUGUGACGUGCAGUCUUCCUGUUUCCUUCAGCUGUGUCUUAAAGUAAAUCUUGUUGUGGAGCGGAGCCCUCAGCUGAGGGAGCGCUCUGAAAUAAUACACCAUUGCAGCCGGGGAAAGCGGAGCGGCGCAAAAGAGCUCUCGCCGGGUCCGCCUGCUCCCUCUCCGCUUCGCUCCUCUUCUCUCCUCCUCUUUUCUCUCCCCCUCUUCUACUCUCUUCUCUCUUCUAUUCUCCUCCCCUCUUCCUUUCUCUUCUCUUCCUUUCUCUUCUCUUUUCGUCUCUUCUCUUCUCUUCUCUCCUCUCGUCCCUUCCCUUCUCUCCUCUCCUUGCACACCCUCCUCUCUCUCUCUCCCCUCUCCCUCUCCCCAUCGGCCCGCUCGCUCGCUCCCGCACCGACCCACCGUUCGCGGUCCAAUUACCAUAUUCAUCACCCGCAAGAUCUCACCGUGUGUGUGCGCGCGCGGGUUUUCCUCUCUCCGCCUGCAAAAAAAGGCUCGGUCCCACUGCUCUCCGCACCGCGGUCCCGGGAUUCUUGAGCUGUGCCCAGCUGACGAGCUUUUGAAGAUGGCACAAUAACUGUCCAGUGAUGCCUGACCAUGACAGCACAGCCCUCUUAAGCCGGCAAACCAAGAGGAGAAGAGUUGACAUUGGAGUGAAAAGGACGGUAGGGACAGCAUCUGCAUUUUUUGCUAAGGCAAGAGCAACGUUUUUUAGUGCCAUGAAUCCCCAAGGUUCCGAGCAGGAUGUUGAGUAUUCAGUGGUGCAGCAUGCAGAUGGGGAAAAGUCAAAUGUACUCCGCAAGCUGCUGAAGAGGGCGAACUCGUAUGAAGAUGCCAUGAUGCCUUUUCCAGGAGCAACCAUAAUUUCCCAGCUGUUGAAAAAUAACAUGAACAAAAAUGGUGGCACAGAGCCCAGUUUCCAAGCCAGCGGUCUCUCCAGCACAGGCUCCGAAGUGCAUCAGGAGGAUAUAUGCAGCAACUCUUCAAGAGACAGCCCCCCAGAGUGUCUUUCCCCUUUUGGCAGGCCUACUAUGAGCCAGUUCGAUAUGGAUCGCUUAUGCGACGAGCACCUGAGAGCAAAGCGCGCCCGGGUUGAGAACAUAAUCCGGGGUAUGAGCCAUUCCCCCAGCGUGGCGUUAAGGGGCAAUGAAAAUGAAAGAGAGAUGGCCCCGCAGUCUGUGAGUCCCCGAGAAAGUUACCGAGAAAACAAACGCAAGCAGAAGCUGCCCCAGCAGCAGCAACAGAGUUUCCAGCAGCUGGUUUCAGCCCGCAAAGAACAGAAGCGAGAGGAGCGCCGACAGCUGAAACAGCAGCUGGAGGACAUGCAGAAACAGCUGCGCCAGCUGCAGGAAAAGUUCUACCAGAUCUAUGACAGCACUGAUUCUGAAAAUGAUGAAGAUGGUAACCUGUCUGAAGACAGCAUGCGCUCGGAGAUCCUGGAGGCCCGGGCCCAGGACUCCGUGGGGAGGUCGGAUAAUGAGAUGUGUGAGCUGGACCCCGGGCAGUUCAUCGACCGAGCCCGGGCUCUGAUCAGGGAGCAGGAAAUGGCAGAAAACAAGCCCAAGCGGGAAGGCAGCAACAAAGAAAGAGACCACGGGCCAAACUCCUUACAACCAGAAGGCAAACAUUUGGCCGAGACCUUGAAACAGGAACUGAACACGGCCAUGUCGCAAGUCGUGGACACUGUGGUCAAAGUCUUCUCGGCCAAACCCUCCCGCCAGGUUCCUCAGGUCUUCCCACCGCUCCAGAUCCCCCAGGCCAGAUUUGCAGUCAACGGGGAGAACCACAAUUUCCACACCGCCAACCAGCGCCUGCAGUGCUUUGGCGACGUCAUCAUUCCGAACCCCCUGGACACCUUUGGCAACGUGCAGAUGCCCAGUUCCACAGACCAGACGGAAGCACUGCCCCUGGUGGUCCGCAAAAACUCAUCUGACCAGUCUGCCUCCGGCCCCCCAGCUGGCGGCCACCACCAGCCCCUGCACCAGUCGCCUCUCUCUGCCACCGCAGGCUUCACCGCGUCCACCUUCCGCCACCCCUUCCCCCUCCCCUUGAUGGCCUACCCGUUUCAGAGUCCACUAGGUGCUCCCUCCGGCUCCUUCUCGGGAAAAGACAGAGCCUCUCCCGAAUCCCUAGACUUAACUCGGGAGACCACGAGUCUGAGGACCAAGAUGUCAUCCCACCACCUGAGCCACCAUCCUUGUUCACCAGCACAUCCACCCAGCACCGCCGAAGGGCUCUCCUUGUCUCUCAUCAAAUCCGAGUGUGGAGAUCUUCAAGACAUGUCCGAAAUCUCACCUUAUUCGGGAAGUGCAAUGCAGGAAGGAUUGUCACCCAAUCACUUGAAAAAAGCAAAGCUCAUGUUCUUUUAUACCCGUUAUCCCAGCUCCAAUAUGCUGAAGACCUACUUCUCUGAUGUAAAGUUCAACAGAUGCAUUACCUCUCAGCUCAUCAAGUGGUUUAGCAACUUCCGCGAGUUUUACUACAUUCAGAUGGAGAAGUACGCGCGUCAAGCCAUCAAUGAUGGGGUCACCAGUACCGAGGAGCUGUCUAUAACCAGAGACUGUGAGCUGUACAGGGCUCUGAACAUGCACUACAACAAAGCAAAUGACUUUGAGCAGGUUCCAGAGAGAUUCCUGGAAGUUGCGCAGAUCACAUUACGGGAGUUUUUCAAUGCCAUUAUCGCAGGCAAAGAUGUUGAUCCUUCCUGGAAGAAGGCCAUAUACAAGGUCAUCUGCAAGCUGGAUAGUGAAGUCCCUGAGAUUUUCAAAUCCCCAAACUGCCUACAAGAGCUGCUUCAUGAGUAGAAAUUUUCAACAACUCUUUUCGAAUGUAUGAAUAGUAGCAGCCCCCUGUGGGUGUCCGAGUUUUAUGUGUCUAGAUUUUGAUUUCAUAUGUAUGUGUCUGGGAGGCAUGGAUAUGUUAUGAAAUCAGCUGGUAAUUCCUCCUCAUCAUCUUUCUCUCAUUUUUCUCUUGUUUUCCAUUGCAAGGGGAUGGUUCUUUUCCUUCCGCCUUUAGUUUACUUUUGCCCAAGGCCCUUAACAUUUGGAGACUUAAAAUAGGGUUAAUUUUCAGGGAAAAAGAAUGUUGACGUGUAUAAAGUCUACAUUAGCGAGGAAGGGCAUUCGUUAAGGAUGCUUCUGCUUGAUUGAUGGUUUAUUGCAAAUGGCGGUUGGCGGAGGGAACCCAUGACACAGCACAACGCUGAAGUCAGUGAUGUGUCUCUUGUUUUUCCUGCUACGAAGGUCAGAAAACUCAAUGAAACCACUUGAUAAACUUUGUUUAAUAUUUUGUUUGGUUUGAACUCAGUAAGUAGCUUUUUAUGACAUGUUUAAAGAUAACACCAGUGGCAGAUGGACAGCUCACUUUUCAAAAGUAUCCCAAAAGGCCCAAUUUUAAAAAGAAACAGGAUCACUAACUAUCAUGCCUUUCCUGACGGAAAUGGCAAACACCCCCAACUAGUACCAAUUUCUUCUGGAGGCAAAGCAACUUAGCGCAAAACUGACUCUUUCACAAGGUGAGACUGGAAAAUCACGUGACCUCUGGUCACCUCUCAAUUUUGCAAUAGGUUCUUCUCUAUAAUAAAUGAGUAUAUGUCAUUCUUCAUAGAGAAAACCCCUAUCACGUGUUAUUUUUCAUUUAUCUUGCUUCAGAUAUUAAAAGGCACAUAAGUUUCAAAUGUACUCUUUCCUCAACCUUGUUUAUAUGCUUAAAAAGAAUUAUUAUUUCUGUUUAAUAUUUAACACUUUAAAAAAAAAACCACUAUUUUCUGAAUACCUUUCUAUGGUAAGGAAGAAAGGACAUCCCAACUUGACCAUAAAAUUCCUGCCCACACUAGAAGUUUGGCAGCUGAGAUGAGUACACAUGAGAAUGACCUAUUUUCACAUACAUUUCCACACCACCCUGAUGGAUAUUCAAAGUGGUGACAGUCGGAUUAAGUGUUUCUUCGUUUUAGAUACAGCAUUUUAAAGCAAUUGAUAAAGUCUCUUCUAAUUGAGAAGCUAGUAUUGACCAAAACGUGAGAAGAGUGUAUAGGAUGGGAGAGUUUGGGAGUUCACCCAAAAGACACAAUCUCAGCACACAUAAGAAAGCCAGCUGCUAUUUCGUGCUUUCUUCAAUGGUUCUCCUCUUUUUUUUUUCUUCCCCCCUCCCCAGAUUUUCAAAGGUAUACAACGUCCAAUCCUUGCUUUUAAAAAGCCAAACAGCAUUCACACUUGUUUUCUUCAGUGGAUUUUGUGUGCAGAUGCAGUAAGAAUUCCUUUUUCAUUCUAAUAGUGUUUUCCAGAACCCUCCCUCCCCUUAGGGAAUUUGAUGUACGUUUCCUAAAAUAACACAGCAACAAACCUGGUAUUUAGAUCAUAUACAACAUAAAUACUGUUUUCCCUUGAUUUUUAUAAAAAUUACAUUUGACUUUGGAGAAUGCAGGUUGACCCAUGUGACUAACUAGCUGACCCAAUCGCUGUAAUUUCACAUCAUUUAUAAAUUCUGCUGAUGGACAGGAAUGUAUGAAGGCAAUUAUUGUCAGCACAAAGCCUUAAAACCUGCUGACUUUAAGUUAAACAGCGCAGUCCUGUGAUGCCUGCCUCAUUCAGGAGACACAGCCGCUCGCGGGGUGGACAGAGUGCAGGGGCGCCGGCCGGAACACCCCCGGCUUCGCUCUGCACCCACAGCCAAACCCAUCACCCAGCUUGCACUCUCCAACACAGCAGCGCACACAGAGCCAUCAGAUCCGAUUUGUUCUUGUUCCUGCUUGUUUGGGGCAAAAAAAAAAAAAAAUUGGAUAAUGAUCACAUUGGAAUAUAAUGCAAAACUUUCCACCACCCGCCCCCCCCCCCAAAUCCAAUCAGCACAAAGUAGGGAAGCAAUCUCAACUUGUGGUCACGCUCUUUUGCCUUGCUUCAUGUACGAAUGUAUGACUUUCAUCAUUGGCUUUAGGAUACAACUGGGUCUCUGCUAUCCCGUGUAAUUCACAUCACCAUUGUGUUACUAUUUGCAAGGUAAAAGGCAAAACCAUAGUGUAUUCACACAUAUAGGCAGAUUGCUGGAUCUUCUUGAUCUGGGGCAAAAUUCGGUACUGAUUCCAGACUUAUUUGGGUUUUUAGUGUGAUUCUCCCCUGCCUUUCUAAUUGAAAUAGAUGAAUUAAGCAAAAGUAUGUGUUCACAACCAAAUGUUGAUGUGCUUAUCUGUGGUAAUAUCCUCCCAAUGUUCACUAAGGCAUAGAAAUUAUUUCAGAGUAGAAAUUGCAGUGUGAGAAUAAGCUCACCUCAUUGUCCUGGAAAUAGAACACAAUCAUUUUGCUUUUAGGUGAUUUAUUUUCUUUUAUUCUCUUUUACAAUCAGAAAAUCUUGUGCCUCCCAGUGCAUUGGAAAAUGACAAAAGCCUGUCUCUCAAAAAACUCCUAUUUAACAAGUUUGUUUUUUUUUAAUCACCAUCUUUCAAAUCUUAGCUCAACUCUCACCAAGUAAAAAUUGGCUACUUGCGAGAAAGUUAACUUUCUCUGGUGGGAGGGUGAAGGCUGAGGGACAGUUUACAUAGAGAAACAGUCUAAAGUCCAUGUUGAAAUACCACAUUUCUACUUAUUUUCUGCUAACCCUAAAUUAUUUUUGAUCUACACUUGAGGUUAUAGUCUGUGCCUAGACCUAAAUGCACCAGCGGGGGGAUUUUUUAAAAAUCCUUCAAAAUACCAGUUUUUUCCCACAAGUACAAUUGUUCUUGUGCCUUCUGUGGCUUUUGAUUUCAUCCUUUUGACUUUAUUUCCAAUUACUACAGCUGCAAUAAACACUAGAUUUUUUUUUCUGGCUGUUUGACAUAACGUUGAUAGCUAUGCAUAUUUUGUGUCUUUUUAAAACAAAGCGGGAGAAUACGUUUUUGAAGAAGAGAAUUUUUAGAACAGUUUGAUACCGCAAAUUAUUUUUUCCUCAAUUGUUUGAGCAGCAUUCGAGUUUUGAAAAUUCUUGUAGAAGCCAAUUUUUUGUAACUGUGGUGCAAAUCUUGUGUUUUCUUAGCCUAAUGAGAAGUAGUAUAGAAGCAAUAUUUCAUACCAUGUGCUGUAUAUGUGUGUACAGAUGUGUGAACAUAAAAACACAUACACACAUAUACACACAUGUAAAAAUAUACAUAUAUAUAUGCGUGUGAAGUGGAAAGCUUACCUUUUCCUAUCUAGAUUUAAGGACCUAUUUUAGACAUUUGUUAUGUUUUGUGAAAAGAAUGUUCUAUUUGCAACAACAAAACAUUUAAUUCUUACUGUAUCUCUGGCUGUUUAAUGAGGACGUUUCACUUAAAUGGUAAAACCACGUGGAAGAUGGUAGAAUGUAGAAAUUAUUUAAGGAAAUGUUCACCCACAUAUUCCUGAAGUUUGCUUUGUGCCUCCAGUAUUAUUUAAUUAAAGUGUUUUAUGUUUGCAGAAUCUCUGUUGCUGUGCUGGGGAUGUGGGUGAAUAUCAUUUUUUUAAUGUUAAAAACAAAAAAAAAAGCAAAACAAAAACACUAAAGCAAGAGGGGAACUUUUAUAAAGCAAUGUAAAUAUUUAACCUCAUGGCUGUUGUUACAUAAGACAUGAGAUUUUAAUAAAUAACUACAUUCUCACAACAUCUGUUGAGUUUAUUAGGAACACUACGGUGACUGUGUAGACAGUUGAAAGCAUUCUUGAAAAUCCUGCUCUCUACUUUGAAAAGAUAACAGUCUCUUUCAUCAGAUGUCAAGGGCAAGGGUAAUGCAGUUUCUGUAAAUUUAUGAAAUUUCUUUUCUAUGUACAUGAAGACAUUUAGGAUAUAACCCCCCUCCCCAUGCACACACACACACACACACACACACAUACAUACAGGUCGAAUUAAAUCAUAAAGCUAAAGAUUGGGGGAGCGUUAAAAAUAGGAUGUUCCCCAAAAGCAAUCAUAAAUUCAUCCAAGGAAAAGUGGUUUACAGACUCCCCUGAAAGAAGCAGCGUGCAGGUGAGGACAGAGCAGAAUCUCUUUGCCGUGUAUAUUAUAGAAUAUUCAUUGGUGUGAAUAGUACAAAUGUUUCGUUCUGGUACAAACUCUGUGUUUGCAAAUUACAAGAAGCACUGUUUUCAAAAAGCUCCCCUUAAAAGAACGUAACUGGUUCAUAUGAGUGAGCAGUUACUGUCUUGCACUUACAUGUGAUGUUGAAGGAAAUGCAGUUUUGUUUUCUGUAGAUCUGUUGGUUGUAAACCAUCUAUAAAACUAAAGCUAAGAUACUCGUGUUCAGAGCUGGGAUCAAAACUGGUAUUUAACCUUUGCAUCUUCUUAUAAUCGUCCUUCUAAGGAUAUAACAGAAUCUGGAAGCAUCUGGACUUUGAGUCUUUUCAACUAAGCCCUCUCUCAAAUCUGAUACCCCCUAAAAUGCACAAACAUGAGCAGAAAAAGUAAGCAGAUUGGCCUUCUUUUGUGAAAAUGGAUUCAUUCUUUAUUUUUAAAAUAUUUGAAUCCUCCCCCUAGCGGGGCAAAAGCAUUUUAAAAUUGUAUAUUACCACCUCAAAAUUAGAAUUAGGAAAGCAAAUAUUUUGGGGGUUGUUCUCUGCAAUACCUAGAAGAAUCAAAGGUCGUGGCUUCCCCCAAUAUUGUCCCAGCCAUUUCUUGUAUGUAUAUAGUAUAAACCGUGACAAAACACUGCCUUUAUAUUAUUUAGCAAUAUGUUGUAAAUAGCAUUAUUAAGCUCUUUUUUUUGUAAUAAAGACCCUUUGAUUUGAAUAUAGUACAAUAACUGAACUGAUAAAGUCAAUUUUUGAUUUUUUUUUUAGCUAGAGGCAAUUUCAACUGUGGAUUUUUGUUGUUGUCUAUUGUUCUGAAGACUUUGCAUAAUUUAUUGGUUUAAUUUAUCCUAAUUUAUUUGAUGAAGGUGUACAAUUUUGUAUUACCAAGGAUGUACUGUAAUAUUAAUUGAUAUGAUAAAAAAAAAAACAAUGAGACUCCCUGUCCAUAUUAAAAAGUAAAUAAAAAAGGUGCAGUAGACAAUUGAUUUUAAAGUAAAAGUAAAAAAUUUAGUUUGGCAGCUACUAAAUUUUAAAACAAGAAAAAAAAAGUUGUCGGGGGGAGGGUGGGAAGCGGGUUUUACUUUGUGUGUUUCAGCUUUUGUAUUCUCUCCGAACUUUUACCUUUUGCUUUGUACCACUUAAAGGAUACAGUAGUCCAAUUGCCUUGUGUGCCUUCCAUCUUCUCUUAAACUGAAUGUAUGUGCAGUAUAUAUGCAAGCUUGUGCAAAAUAAACUAUACAUUACAAGCUCA